AUGCCUCAGGAAGAGACGGCUCUCAGGAUGGACACCCCACCCUCUGAAGAACCCUUAGAUAAGCAAAACAAAAAUCUAGAAAACCAGGAAGAGGAGAUGGAGUUUAAGGAACUAGAUGGUCUGAGGGAAGCCUUGGCAAACCUCCGGGGACUGUCCGAAGAGGAGAAGAGUGAGAAGGCGAAGCUGUACUCCCGCAUCCAGGAGCAGUCCCAGCUCAUCUGCAUCCUGAAGCGGAGGUCAGACGAGGCCCUGGAGCGCUGCCGGAUCCUGGAGCUGCUCAACACAGAGCUGGAGGAGAAGAGGAUGCAGGAUGCUGAGAAGCUGAAGGCCAAGAGCGAGCAGGCCCAGAGGCUGGAGGAACGCUUUAUGACCCUGGCAGCCAACCAUGAGUUGAUGAUCCGCUUCAAGGACGAACACAAAAGUCAGAACAUCAAGCUGAGAGAGGAGAAUGAGAAGCUGAGGAUGGAGAAUGACCACCUCUUCAGCCAGGCUCUGAAGGACCAGGAGGCCAAAGUAUUGCAGCUCACUGCCCGGAGUGAGGCCCUCACCAAGGAGCUGGAGUCUCUGAAACAGAGGAGCGCUCAGGAGGCCUGCCAGGCCCAGGCCCGAGAGAAGGAACUGCUGGAGCUGUUCCAGAGCCAGCAGGCCUGCGCCCACACCAAGGACACAGAGCAGCUGCGCAACCAGCUGCAGAGCCUCAAGCAGCAGCACCAACAGGCCAUGGAGCAGAUGGCCAAGGCCGAGGAGGCACACAGCCAGCUGAACCAGGAGCUGCAGGCCAGGCUGCAGACCGUCACUUGUGAGAAAGACGAGCUGUUGCAGCUGUCCAUGGAGAGGGGCAAGGUGCUUCAGAACAAGCAAGCAGAGAUCCGCCAGCUUGAGGAGAAGUUGGAGACGGCCGAUGUGGCCAGGAGGCGUGCGCUAGAGCGGUUUGAACAAGAGGCAGUGGCCGUGGACAGUAACUUGAGAGUCCGCGAACUCCAGCGCAGGCUAGAUGGGAUCCAGAAGGCCUAUGAUGAACUCAGGCUGCAGUCAGAAGCCUUCAAAAAGCACAGCCUGGAUCUUUUAAGCAAGGAGAGAGAACUCAACGCCAAACUCCGCCAUCUCUUUCCAUAAGGAAGCUUCUGGUUCCUCUGGCCUCCAAUAUAGAAAUCAAGUAUUUGUGCCUUGUGGCAAGAGUAAAGAUGGGAUUCCAUUUAUUCUACUUUUAAGUACAAGAGACCACUCAAAGAAAAACUACUUUACAAUGACAUUGUUGUUGCCAUUGUCAGGAUAACACCAAUUUUCAGUCCUACCACCUAGAAUACACGAGAUUAACCAAAUUUCUUUCUGUGCCUUUGAAAUCUUCCUAAGUUUGCUAUCAGUAUCUCCACCUCCCCCAUAACUCAUUCAUUCUCAACCUCAGGUAUCUUCAUGUGUCCUAAGUUUUAAAAUUAGCAGCCAUUAUGGA
Lagenorhynchus albirostris (white-beaked dolphin) is the source of this 1450-nucleotide messenger RNA. It is a transcript of the gene CCDC89, whose product is annotated as coiled-coil domain containing 89. The coding region runs from base 1 to 1116 and encodes 371 amino acids. The record is from RefSeq and is a predicted model, not a curated record. The transcript has a single exon. NCBI's taxonomy places the organism in Eukaryota, Metazoa, Chordata, Mammalia, Artiodactyla, Delphinidae.